Molecule: messenger RNA, 1236 nt
Organism: Procambarus clarkii (red swamp crayfish)
Lineage: Eukaryota; Metazoa; Arthropoda; Malacostraca; Decapoda; Cambaridae
Biological process (GO): G protein-coupled receptor signaling pathway
Cellular component (GO): plasma membrane
Molecular function (GO): G protein-coupled receptor activity
Source: RefSeq, a predicted model, not a curated record
AUGAUUAUAUCGCUGUACACACUGUCACUGAUGAGCCUGGACCGCUACCUGUUGCUGACCAGGACUCACUACCGCGCCCUCGUCACCUCCAGCCGCGUCACCGCCGCCCUCGUCAUGUCCUGGGGCUGCGGCCUCCUCGUGCCCUCGCUUCACUUCGUCUACAGACCCCAGAUGCAAGAAGACAUAUGCAUUAACUACGACACUUCGUCGUUCGACGUCCACAUCAUCAACAUCGAAAGCAAGAUCGCUACAGCGGACUACAAAGUGUACCUGAAGCACGCGGUGCCGCUGAGCGUGACGCUGGUGGUGGUGGGGCUCCCCAUCAUCUCUCUCCUCAUCUUCUCCUUCAGGGCGCUACGCAAGUACAACUCGUACACGCGGGACCGAUCAGUCCGGCAGGUCAAGUCAGCCCUCCAGCUGACGCAGAACCAUUGUACCCUCUCGCGCCAGGCCAGCUCCACCAGCCUGGCCGCCAUGGUCAACCUCACCGCCACGCCCACCCAUGUACAUCCCAAUGGCGCCAAAGCCGCCGCCCACCAUCACACCUCAACGCCACCGCCAUACAAGAUCAAAUAUACAUUUAAAAAGAAAAGCGUGGAGCGUGACAACGGGAACUACGACCCGACUCUGACGACCUCCUUGGUGCGGAUGUCUGCUGCAGGAGAUACUGACUUAGACGACUACUCACGCACUCUCUCAGGUCACAUUGUAGUUCGAACAAAAGCGGGGGCGGCGCCGGCGGCACUAGAGGCAGCAGGUGCAGGAGAGCCACCACCACCACUCGACAGGUCGUGCCGCCAGAGCAUGUUGGGCUCUCUUGGCCUCCGACGGCUGCUCUCUCCUAACACCACCCAACACCACGUUGCUGCCACCAUCAGACGCCUCAGAGGGACGGUGGGCGGGGAGCGCGUGACGGUAAGAGAGAGAGACAGAGAGAUCACCUGUACCGUCCUGGUCAACGUGGCCGUGUUCAUCUUCGCCUGCUUCCCGCUCCUGGGCGUCGGGGGGUGGAUGAUGUUCCUCUACUUCACUCAGCAGGACACCAUCAACAACCCGGCGCCCCUCAAGCAGCUGCUGUUCGUGGCGCCGUGGCUGAUGGCCCUCAACAGCCUGUGGAACGCCGUCCUUCAUCUCUCCUACAACCACAAGUUCCGCUCCGCCACCGGCCACAUGAUCAGAGUCAGCUGGAGGAAGGUGUGUCGGGUGUUCUGUCACUAUAAUCCGCUCCAGCAGUGA